Molecule: messenger RNA, 3126 nt
Organism: Cavenderia fasciculata
Lineage: Eukaryota; Evosea; Eumycetozoa; Acytosteliales; Cavenderiaceae
Exons: 7
Coding region: 1-3126 (1041 amino acids)
Biological process (GO): protein import into nucleus
Cellular component (GO): cytoplasm; nucleus
Molecular function (GO): nuclear import signal receptor activity
Source: RefSeq, a predicted model, not a curated record
AUGGAUCGUAACUCACAGAACCGUUCAGCCCCCCUCGAUUCAACAGGUAAAGAAGCUUCCCGUCAAUCCAUUGCUGCUUGCAUAUCGUAUUGUCACUUUAGCAAAAGCAGAUCAACAGAAACAAAACAACAAUUCAAAGACUAUUUAUUAUAUGAUGAUGAGGUAGUAUCAUGGUUACUCUUUUUGAUGGUAAAGGGAACCUAUCCAACUAUUAAAGAGAAAUCAGUACAAUUACUUUAUGUACUAUUUAUCAAAGAAGGACAACAGUUUAUCAAAUCAUUGUCUCGACCAGUAUUGGAAGCUGUCAAGAAACAACCAAUAGAGCUACUCGGUACAACUCUUACAGAUAGCUUUAGACAACAUUUAUUUGGUAUCAUUGAAUACCUUGCAAUUUAUUUAAUACCUAGAUGUAUUUGGGAUGAAUUACAACCAUCAUUGAAUAGAAUCAUUGAACAACAAGAAGAAGAAGAAAAGGAAGAAAAAGGAUCAUCAUCAUCAUCAUCAUCAUCAUCAUCAUCAUCAUCAUCAUCAUCAUUAUCAAUAUUAAAAGAAAAUACAAAAAGAUUACAAAAUCAAUUAUCUAGAAAUGACUUUAAAAAGGAGAAAAAAGAGUUGAUGGCCGAGAUGAUAGAUUCUUUUGAUUUUAUUAGAAUUGAUCCUUUUGACUUGACAGAGGAACAUAGAUCAUCAAUCCCCUUGUUGGUAUCAAUCUUUAAAGGGUUGGAUGCUAGUACAAAUGAAAGCUUUCUCAAAAAGAUUGUAGAGUAUAUGACAUGUGUCCUCAACAGAGAUACUCUACCACCAUGGAUGGAGAAAUUCUCCGUACAAAUCAUUGACACUUUGAUCGAGAUAUUCACAAGAAAUCGAAACGUGCCCCCAGGUAAAAGUAUUGUCUUUACCUGUUUAUUGGUCAUUGCAAGGGAUAAUUCCUACCUCUUCUCUGAUAGCCACAUUGAGUGCAUCAUGGCAUAUUUUUACUCAUGCCUAGCCCAAGUCGGGGAUGUGUCGUUGGAAAAGUGGACAGAUGGCAGAAACGUGACCUUGGAUAGCAGAGUUGGAGACUUUUUCAACGAUCAAAUGCAAGUCAGCGAUCCAGAUUACAAACAAGACCCAUACCUUUUAAAUGUUGUUUCAUCGUAUCGUCGAUUCGUGGAUACAAUUGGCCACGAAUGUGUAGCAGCACCCAUCUACAAUCAAUCCAACAUCCUUUUAAAUUCUCAACAGUGGAAUGAAAGAUAUUCAGCCUUGAUCAUUUUAUCCAAUUCUCUCAGUAAUAUUACUCGUAGACGUUUCCCAUUUAUUUUAAAGUCAAUAUUAAAAUGUAUAAACGAUAAAAAUAUUAGAGUUGUAUGGGCAUCUAUUCAUUGUUUAAUUCAAUUUGCUGGUCAUUUUAAUGAAUUAAUGGUUCAAUCUAGAGAAGAGAUAUUUUUGGUUUUAGGAUCGAAACCAAUUUGUGAUACCAACCAACGUAUCCAAAGUUAUUGUUGUGUAUUGAUUAGAGUAAUGACCAAUAAUUUGUCUACAGACAUGAUUGUUGAUAAUGUUUUUGAUAGAUUAUCUUGUUGGAUUCUGAAAUUUCUUCAAUCACCAAAAUUAAAUGUCGUUGGAAAUGCAUUACAAUCAUUGACAGCAUUUGUAAAAACUGGAAAAAUUCAAACUAGACUUAAUAUAAAGUCUUUUGGUCAGAUGAUGGAUGUUUUCAAAGCAUCUAGUGUAAUUAAAAUAGACCAUUCAUCAUCAUUUUCAAUUUAUUUACCAACGAUUAUAAAAAAGAUUGUCAAUACAUUAGUAGAAACCAAUCAAGAAAACCAAACUACUUUAUCGUCGCGCCAAAAAGCCGAAAAGGGAAUUCUAUCAGCACUACUAGCCCUGAAUGGAAUCAUGUUUAAAUCAAAUGACACUGAAUUUCACACAAUUUACGACAAGGUUUAUGACCCAUUUGCACCAUUUGUACAUCACUUGGUAAAUCCUCUUUGCAACUUGCUCAAGUAUGGAUUCGACACCAAUAUUCAAAUCCAAUCCCUUGCCAGUUUACCCGCUUGUCUCAUGCUGGUACAGGUUCGUUUUGGUGAGCAUACCCAAGAGACACAUCAGAUAUUUGAAAAGAUGCUCGAUUCGGUGGUGAUAUCGUGUUUGGCCGAGCCUAGUCUUAAGGUCUUGGCGAAACGUGCCGAUAUUGGAUCUAACCUCAUCCAAGUGAUGGGAAAAGAUGCAAUGACAUUGACUCAAGUGAGCUCAGUGCUCGACACAUUUUACAAGGUAGAAAAAAAGAUGCACGACAUUACAGAGGAGAUGCUACAAGGUGACCCAGAUGUAGUGGCUUACAACCACAGCAUGCAAACGCUCUAUUUAAGAGAACAUGCUUUAGCAAGCACCUAUCAGAUGGUCGGUCAGAUGAUCAUAGAAAACGGUACCUUGACAGUACCUCUUAUUACCUCUGCCUCUGAUCUCUUGGACAGGAUCUGCCAAAAGUUGCGUGACAGAGCCGAGGGUGAUAUUACCAAAGAGAGUGCUCUCUACCUAUUGAUGCAGUACUGUGAGUUUGGGGGUGAGGUUGCUAUCAAUGCAUUUGGACGCAUCAUACCUACCAUUGUUGAGUGUUUACCACUCUCUGGAGACAAGGUGCGUCGAAAUGCCUCCAUGGCUCUGGGUGAGGCUGCCAGACUUGCCAAAGAUAGGUUCUCCCCAUGGCUGGCAAUGGCGUUACAAGCAUUGGAUACCAUGGUAUCUGCACAAGACGCAUAUUUUAGCAAAUAUAAAGAUGCAACAGAAAAUGCCGUCUUGGCUAUUGGUAGAAUCAUCGAACAUGUUCCACAGGUUGUCAACAGUGCCAGUGUCAUCAUUCCAAAAUGGUUAAAGCAUUUUCCAAACAAUCAUAUGGAAGAAGUCACCGUCUAUACCAACCUUUUUGCUAUCGUCCGUCUCUAUACUAAUGAAUGUUUGGGUCAAGACUACCAACACGUUGCACAAUUUUAUAAAAUCAUCUCUCACUAUAGAAAACUCAAUCAAGAGAGCAAAUGGCUCAAUCAACUCUGGUCAUUUAUCAAAGAUUCUUUUAAAUCAAAUUGGGAAACUAUUCCUUUAGAUAAAAGGGAUGAUUUAUCUUUUUUUUAUCAUCAAAAAUAA